AAAUUGUGUUGAGGCAAGCUGGCUUUUGUGUCGGCCCUUAGGGGCUGAGGUGAAAGGCUUUGACACCGAGCCACGGUAGCUUUGGCAGCUUCUCCCCUCCUGGUCAGAACACUUCCACUUUCAGUUGUGAAAAAAAAAAAAUUAAAACCAGGAAGUGAAGUCCCUGAGCACGUUAGAAAGCCUGACAUGGCCUGACUCGGGACCGCUCAGAGCAGGGCAGAACUGGGGACGCUCUGGGCCGGCCUUCUGCUUGCAUGGAUGCUCUGAAGCCACCCUGUCUCUGGAGGAACCGGGAGCGAGGGAAGAAGGACAGAGACUUGUGUGGCAGGAAGAACUCAGAGCCAGGAAGCCCCGGUUCACUAGAAGCACUGAGAGAUGCGGCCCCCUCGCAGGGUCUGAAUUUCCUGCUGCUAUUCACAAAGAUGCUUUUUAUCUUUAACUUUUUGUUUUCCCCACUUCCGACCCCGGCAUUGAUCUGCAUCCUGACAUUUGGAGCUGCCAUCUUCUUGUGGCUGAUCACCAGACCUCAACCCGUCUUACCUCUUCUUGACCUGAACAAUCAGUCUGUGGGAAUUGAGGGAGGAGCGCGGAAGGGUGUUUCCCAGAAGAACAAUGACCUAAUAAGUUACUACUUCUCAGAUGCCAAGACUAUGUAUGAGGUUUUCCAAAGAGGACUCGCUGUGUCUGACAAUGGGCCCUGCUUGGGAUAUAGAAAACCAAACCAACCCUACAGAUGGCUAUCUUACAAACAGGUGUCUGAUAGAGCAGAGUACCUGGGUUCCUGUCUCUUGCAUAAAGGAUAUAAACCAUCAUCAGACCAGUUUGUCGGCAUCUUUGCUCAGAAUAGGCCAGAGUGGAUCAUCUCCGAACUGGCUUGUUAUACGUACUCCAUGGUAGCCGUACCUCUGUAUGACACCUUGGGACCAGAAGCCAUCGUACAUAUUGUCAACAAGGCUGAUAUCGCCAUGGUGAUCUGUGACACACCCCAAAAGGCAUCGGUGCUGAUAGGGAAUGUAGAGAAAGGCUUCACCCCAAGCCUGAAGGUGGUCAUCCUUAUGGACCCCUUUGAGGAUGACCUGAAGCAAAGAGGGGAGAAGAAUGGAAUUGAGAUCUUAUCCCUAUAUGAUGCUGAGAACCUAGGCAAAGAGCACUUCAGAAAACCUGUGCCUCCUAGCCCAGAAGACGUGAGCGUCAUCUGCUUCACCAGUGGGACCACAGGUGACCCCAAAGGAGCCAUGAUAACCCAUCAAAAUAUUGUUUCAAAUGCUGCUGCCUUUCUCAAAUGUAUGGAGCAUACUUAUGAGCCCACUCCCGAUGAUGUGGCCAUAUCCUACCUCCCUCUGGCUCAUAUGUUUGAGAGGAUUGUACAGGCUGUUGUGUACAGCUGUGGAGCCAGAAUUGGAUUCUUCCAAGGGGAUAUUCGGUUGCUGGCUGAUGACAUGAAGACUUUGAAGCCCACAUUGUUUCCCACGGUGCCUCGACUCCUUAACAGGAUCUACGAUAAGGUACAGAAUGAAGCCAAGACACCCUUGAAGAAGUUCUUGUUGAAGUUGGCUGUUUCCAGUAAAUUCAAAGAGCUUCAAAAGGGUAUCAUCAGGCGUGACAGUUUCUGGGACAAGCUCAUCUUUGCAAAGAUCCAGGACAGCCUGGGUGGAAGGGUUCGUGUAAUCGUCACUGGAGCUGCCCCCAUCUCCUCUCCAGUCAUGACAUUCUUCCGGGCAGCAAUGGGAUGUCAGGUGUAUGAAGCUUAUGGUCAAACAGAAUGCACAGGUGGCUGUACAUUUACAUUACCUGGGGACUGGACAUCAGGUCACGUUGGGGUGCCCCUGGCUUGCAAUUACGUGAAGCUGGAAGAUGUGGCUGACAUGAACUACUUUUCAGCAAAUAAUGAAGGAGAGAUCUGCAUCAAGGGUACAAACGUGUUCAAAGGAUACCUGAAGGACCCUGAGAAGACACAGGAAGCCCUGGACAGUGAUGGCUGGCUUCACACAGGAGACAUUGGUCGCUGGCUCCCGAAUGGAACUCUGAAGAUCAUCGACCGUAAAAAGAACAUUUUCAAGCUGGCCCAAGGAGAAUACAUUGCGCCAGAGAAGAUAGAAAAUAUCUACAGCAGGAGUAAAGCAGUGUUACAAAUUUUUGUACAUGGGGAGAGCUUACGGUCAUCCUUAGUAGGAGUGGUGGUUCCUGACACAGAUGUACUUCCCUCAUUUGCAGCCAAGCUUGGGGUGAAGGGCUCCUUUGAGGAACUGUGCCAAAACCAAGUUGUAAGGGAAGCCAUCUUAGAAGACUUGCAGAAAAUUGGGAAAGAAAGUGGCCUUAAAACCUUUGAACAGGUCAAAGCCAUUUUUCUUCAUCCAGAGCCAUUUUCCAUUGAAAAUGGGCUCUUGACACCAACAUUGAAAGCAAAGCGGGGAGAGCUUUCCAAAUACUUUCGGACCCAAAUUGACAGCCUGUAUGAGCACAUCCAGGAUUAGGAUAAGGUGCUUAAAUACCUGCCUGCCCACUCUGCACUGCUUGUGAGAAAAUGGAUUAAAAACUAUUCUUACAUUUGUUUUGCCUUUCCUCCUAUUUUUUUUAACCUACUAAACUCUAAAGCCAUAGCUUUUGUUUUAUAUUGAGAGGCAUAUAAUGUGUAAACUUAGUUCCCAGAUAAAUCAAUCCUGUCUUUCCCAUCUUCGAUGUUGCUAAUAUUAAGGCUUUAGGGCUACUUUUAUCAACAUGCCUGUCUUCAAGAUCCCAGUUUAUGUUCUGUGUCCUUCCUCAUGAUUUCCAACCUUAAUACUGUAAGUGACCACAAGUUCAAGGGUCAAGGGGACCCUCUGUGCCUUCUUCCUUGUUGUUUUGUGAUAAACAUAACUUGCCAACAGUCUCAAUGCUUAUUUACAUCUUCUACUGCUCAAACUAAGAGAUUUUUAAAUUCUGAAAAACUGCUUAUAAUUCAUGUUUUCUAGCCACUCCACAAACCAUUAAAAUUUUAGUUUUAGCUUAUCACUCAUGUCAAUCAUAUCUAUGAUACAAAUUUCUCCGACGCUCUUCUGCGUAAAUUAAAUUGUGUACUGAAGGGAAAAGUUUGAUAACACCAAACAUUUCCUAAACUCUCUAGUUAGAUCUCUGACUUGGGAGUAUUAAAAAUUGGGUCUAUGACAUAUUGUCCAAAAGGAAUGCUGUUCUUAAAGCAUCAUUUACAGUAGCAACUGGGGAGUAAAUCUGUUCCCUAUAGUUUGCUGCUAAGCUGGAAGCUGUGGGGGAAGGAGCUGACAGGUGGGCCCAGUGAACUUUUCCAGUAAAUGAAGCAAGUACUGAAUAAAAACCUCCUGAACUGGUAACAAAGAUCUACAGGCAAGGAAGAUGCCCACACAACAGGCUUAUUUUCUGUGAAGGAACCAACUGAUCUCCCCCACCCUCGGAUUACAGUUCCUGCUCUACCUUACCCACAGAUAACACAUGUUGUUUCUACUUGUAAAUGUAAAGUCUUUAAAAUAAACUAUUACAGAUACUUA
Messenger RNA from Symphalangus syndactylus (siamang), 3500 nucleotides. It is a transcript of the gene ACSL5, whose product is annotated as acyl-CoA synthetase long chain family member 5. Gene Ontology annotation, biological process: fatty acid metabolic process; positive regulation of long-chain fatty acid import across plasma membrane; long-chain fatty-acyl-CoA biosynthetic process. Gene Ontology annotation, cellular component: endoplasmic reticulum; mitochondrion; membrane. Gene Ontology annotation, molecular function: arachidonate-CoA ligase activity. The record is from RefSeq and is a predicted model, not a curated record. Lineage: Eukaryota; Metazoa; Chordata; Mammalia; Primates; Hylobatidae.